Messenger RNA from Penicillium atrosanguineum, 894 nucleotides. Its product is annotated as acetate uptake transporter family protein. The record is from RefSeq and is a predicted model, not a curated record. The transcript is spliced from 3 exons. Lineage: Eukaryota; Fungi; Ascomycota; Eurotiomycetes; Eurotiales; Aspergillaceae. Gene Ontology annotation, molecular function: acetate transmembrane transporter activity. Gene Ontology annotation, cellular component: plasma membrane. Bases 1 to 894 code for a protein of 297 amino acids.
AUGUCGUCCUCCAACUCUGACCCCAAGGCCGAAGUCGACCCUUCCAACCUGGAAGCUGGCAUCGAGCAUCAAGAUACUUUAAACCAAGAGCCAAUUCAGAACCGACACUCACUGCGGUCCGUUCAGUCUGUCGACUAUGGUCGCUUUGGUCCUCUUGCGCGUGUCAGGACUUCGGGGACUCUCUACCCUCCCUUCGCUGGAGAGUUUCAACCCGGUUCCUUCCGUCCUGGUCCUGUUGAGCAGCGCAAGAUCGGUAACCCUGCUCCAUUGGGUUUAUGUGGCUUCGCCCUGACGACAUUCGUUCUGGGUUGUAUCAACAUGAAGGCUCGCGGUAUCACGGAGCCUUAUAUGGUGGUUGGCCCAGCGUUUGCCUAUGGUGGUCUUGUGCAGGUGCUCUCCGGAAUGUGGGAGAUGGCCGUUGGAAAUACGUUUGGUGCGACCGCUUUGACCUCGUACGGCGGAUUCUGGAUCUCUUUGGCAAUAACUUUCACCCCGGGUGGGUUCGAGAUCGCAUCAGAGCUUACCAAGGCUGACAAUGGGUCCAUGGGGAUGUUUUAUGAUUCACUCGGUCUUUUUCUCAUGGGAUGGUUCAUUUUCACCUUCCUAAUGCUUCUGUGCACCGUGAAGUCAACUGUGGUCUUCUUUUCGCUCUUCCUUUCAGUAGAUAUCGCCUUUCUCCUCCUAGCAUUAGGAUACUUGAUUCGUGACAGCGUGGGAGACCCGAGUCAGAAGAUUCUCACGGCCGGUGGCUUCUUCUCUCUUCUUGCCGCGUUCCUCGCCUGGUGGGCUGCUUUUGCCGGUGUCGCGGACACUAGCAACAGCUUCUUCAUCGUCCCUGUCUGGCACUUCCCGUGGUCUGAGAAAGGCAAGAAGUCACGCCGCAGUAAGGAGUAA